Hirundo rustica (Barn swallow) is the source of this 7568-nucleotide messenger RNA. It is a transcript of the gene PPP2R3A, whose product is annotated as protein phosphatase 2 regulatory subunit B''alpha. The record is from RefSeq and is a predicted model, not a curated record. Gene Ontology annotation, molecular function: calcium ion binding; protein phosphatase regulator activity. NCBI's taxonomy places the organism in Eukaryota, Metazoa, Chordata, Aves, Passeriformes, Hirundinidae. Gene Ontology annotation, biological process: protein dephosphorylation. The transcript is spliced from 14 exons. Gene Ontology annotation, cellular component: protein phosphatase type 2A complex. Bases 581 to 3937 code for a protein of 1118 amino acids.
AUACCACCUUACCCAGGGUACACCAUCUUGAGGGACUUCCUGAGACGCCUGCCCACACAAAUUCAUUCCCAGCCAGGCAAGGGACCUGUGUCACCAGUGUGAGAGAGGAAUCUCCCAAGCACGCUGUGGAUUUUUGUCUGUACGUGCUAUUGGAUUCUCUACCUUUUACUGACCCACCCAGAAAGAGAGAAAAAAAGUCAAACAGAAAUUGUUGACUUGUCACUUCUGCCUAAGAGUUGGCUGGAUUUUAUGGCCUCUGCUAGAGAAGCUACCUGGACCAUUGGAAAUGGAGCAACUCGUGCUGUACCUCUGCUGAGCAAGGCUUUCUGCAUGGAAUACGAGCAUCGAGGUGCCUUAAGUUAAACCAUAUGCAAGUUGCACUGGUUGUUGUAACCGUACUGCUGAAACCACUCCAGACUUCUCCAGGGCUUUCCAAGGCAGUAGCUCCUCACACAGUUUGGAUGUUUCCAAUUGACAUUUGAACAUUUUCAUCCAAUCUGGCGUGGCUGUGAAAAGUGAGCUUUUCCCUGUGAGGUUCGUGGUGAGUUUUGCCGCCUCACUUCCCAGCGUGGGCUGUGCUAUGGCAGCGACCUACAGGCUGAUGGUGACUUCAGUGAACUGCUACAGCAGCGUGGUGGUAGAGCAGCACUCCCAGCACACCGUGCACUACUGCACAGGCUCCUGCCAGCUCCUCAAACAGGGACUCACCUGCAUAGUUGCACAUCACAGUGUCUGUGCAGAGCUCAGUGUCCAAGAUGCCAACCUGGACCAAAAAAUUCCUGUUCCUGAAAAUGGUCUUGCCUUGGCUGGAAAUGAGGACUAUCACCAAAUCCUGCCAAAUAGUGCGAGAAUCAAGAAGGGCUCUUCAGUGCAAGCCUCCAGCAGUUUAAAAGACAUUACUGGUGAGGCAAUAAACCUUGCCAGUGGUAAAAUAAAGGAAUUCUCUUUUGAAAAGCCCAAAAACUCUUCCAGUCACGUGGCCUACAGAAAGGGAAGGAAAGUUCGGUCAGAAUCUUUCAGCAGACGAUCCUUUGAUUUUGACUUGAUUUAUGGGCACUUUAACAAUGAUGAGAACUGCCCUCCGUGUGGCUCUUUGCAGAGCCCCUCACCUGUGGAGAAAUGGCAGGAGAGCAAUGAUGCUCCAGAAGUCACCAUGAAUCCUGUGGUUCCCUUCUGCCCUCAUUCCUUCCCCGAAGAAAACUUCAUUACCCAGAUUUUAGAAAAGCACAAGCUAGAUGGUUCUUCUGGUGGGGAUAUUAAGGUGUGCCUGGACAUCUUGCUCAAGUGCUCCGAGGAUCUGAAAAAAUGCACGGACAUAAUCAAACACUGCAUCAAGAAGAAGUCUGCAGACGUCAUUGGUGGGGGGAGCAGCAACGAUCCCCUGGCUAAUUCAGAGAUGAUAUACAUGAAUCUGAUGACAAGAUUUUCUUCCUACCUGAAAAAGCUGCCCUUUGAGCUGAAGACAGCGGGGCAGAGAGAAGCGAGUGACUGGGCAGAGCUCAUGAACUGUUUCCAUGGCUUGCAGCAAACUCCCUUUCCCCUGGUAUUUGGUGAUGAGCAGCCACCCAGGUAUGAAGAUAUCAUUCAGCUGCCAUCCUCAAGUGCAGUUCCUCUCGUUCUACCAGGUCAGGGUGAGGGGACAAGCACCUCCCAGUCCAUCCAGACAGGUACUGUGAGCUUCACCUCCAACUCCCUGCCCGGUGUCCCUCCAGAGAGCAGCGUGAGAGCUGUGAAAGAUGCUCUACCUCAGUCACCAGCCCCGAGCCCCUGCGACUGCGCGUCUGCCACCGAGGCGCUGUACAUCGAGGAGGAGUCUGAUGGGGACAGAACAGCAGGGACAGAGAAGAGGGCAGAGCAGAAGGGGGGCUGGCAGAGCCUGGAGCACAGCUACCAGCGUGCUGCUGCCUCAGACCUUCCUGCUGAUGCUAAGGCAGAGCGGGCCAGGGCGGGUGAUGCUCCCGAGAAAACUGCUCCUAUAAAACCAGUGUCGGAUCCUGUGUUGUGUGGUGCCCAAGCUGCUGUCCCCAAAGGAGCCCAGACAUGCACUAGGGUGGACAAAGAGGAGAUAGACAAACUGCUGCUGGACUUGGAGUGCUUUUCACAGAAAAUGGAGAGUACUCUGAGGGAACCCUCUCGGAAGGAGGGUGAACCUGCCUCACUGCAGGUGUCUGGCAGGCAGGGUAGGCAGGCUCCACUUCAGGCUCUUGAACCCAACAGUAAACCUGCCGAUCCCUCUUCUUCUUUGUCAAAAAUCAUGGAAACCAACGGUCAUAAAAUGGAAGAGGAUGACAAAGCCCUUUUACUGCGAAUCCUGGGAAGCAUUGAGGACUUUGCCCAGGAGCUGGUGGAAUUCCAGACAGGCAAGGGAAGUUUGUCCAAGGAGAGGGAAGUGAUGCAAAUUCUCCAGGAAACUUUAGCAUCUCCUUCACAGUCCCUGCUUGCAGGGCAAAAAAGCCAUGCUGGGGCUGCCUCCAGAGACUCUGCUCCAGCUUCAAUUCAGCCGGCCUCAGAAGUUAUAAAGGCUCAAAGUAAACAAGAGAAGAAGGCAGGAACUUCAUCCCCAGCCCCCCUGCAGCCUGUGGUUAGCACUUGCACUCCUCUGCCUGUGAAUAAAGCCACCAGCAGUACCCCCGUGCCCAUAAACAUUCCACGUUUCUACUUCCCUAAAGGACUCCCAAAUGUCUGCACUAACCAUGAGGAAAUCAUUGCCAGGAUUGAAGAGGCCUUUACAGAGUUUGAAGAUGAGAAAGCAAACAUCUGUGAAAUGGGAAAAAUUGCUAAGAUCUGUGGCUGCCCACUCUACUGGAAAGCACCUCUGUUCAGUGCAUCGGGGGGAGAGAGGACAGGACGAGUCUCUGUGCACUCCUUUGUGUCCAUGUGGAGAAAAAUCCUGCGGAGCUGCCACGACGAUGCCUCCAGGUUCGCUUCCCUUCUGGCAAAGCCUGGCUGUGACUGCCUGCAACAGGAGGACUUCAGCCCGCUGCUGCAGGAUGUGGUGGAAACGCAUCCUGGCCUCACGUUCCUGAAGGAUGCUCCCGAGUUCCACUCCCGGUACAUCACAACGGUUACACAGAGGAUAUUCUACGCUGUCAAUCGAUCCUGGUCGGGGAAGAUCACUCUAACGGAGCUGAGGAAAAGCAACUUCCUGCAAACUCUUGCUCUCUUGGAAGAGGAGGAUGACAUAAAUCAGAUCACAGAUUACUUCUCCUACGAGCACUUUUAUGUUAUAUACUGCAAAUUCUGGGAGCUGGAUACUGACCAUGACCUUUACAUCAGCCAGAAGGACCUGGCUAGGUACAGGGAUCAAGCUUUGUCAAACAGGAUCAUUGAGCGGAUAUUCAGCGGUGCUGUGGUGAGAGGCACUGAAGUUCAAAAGGAAGGGCGCAUGAGUUAUGCGGAUUUUGUGUGGUUCCUGAUUUCAGAGGAAGACAAAAGAAGUCCUACAAGCAUCGAGUACUGGUUCCGCUGCAUGGACCUGGAUGGGGACGGGGUGCUGUCCAUGUACGAGCUGGAAUUCUUCUAUGAGGAGCAGUGUGAGCGCAUGGAGGUGAUGGGCAUAGAGCCACUGCCCUUCCAGGACCUGCUGUGCCAGAUGCUGGACCUCGUUAAGCCAGAGAGGGAAGGAAGAGUAACCCUGAGAGACCUGAAGAGGUGCAGAAUGGCUCAUGUGUUCUUCAACACCUUCUUCAACUUAGACAAAUAUCUGGAGAACGAACAGAGGGAUCCCUUUGCAGUGCAAAAGGACAUGGACAGCGACAGCCCCGAGCCCUCAGACUGGGACAGGUACGCGGCCGAGCAGUACGAGAUCCUGGUGGCCGAGGAGUCCGGGAACGAGCUCCAGGAGGGAUCAUGUGAAGAAGACUAUGACACAGAUGAAGUCUUACCUCCCCCUGAAACUGGAGACAAGUCAGACAAACUAGUUAUCUCAGAUCUCUGAGCACAGAGAAGUGGAAGACAGCCCAUAUAUUUCAAACUGGAUAGCAUUCAGUCCCAAGGCACUUGGGGGUUUUCCUUAAAUCCAUCAUUGGAACAAUGUGCUUUACUCUGUACACUGAAACUUGAGACCCCUUUUUGUCUUCCUGUGUAAUUGCAAUAAGGUAAUUUCUAUGAAAAGGCUUUUUACAAUGUGUUAUUGUGCACACUCACUGAAAAUGGUGAUUGCACCUUGUUUCAUUUAUAUAUAAAUUCUGUGCAAUAAAUGCCAGCAUCUAAUGAUUACCUAUAACAGCUGCAUGCAACAUCUGUAGUGGUCGUUUCUCUGUCCUGUGCCGCUCUGUCCCCUUGGCUUUAUACCAGAGUGACAAAAGAGCUGCCAAAUUAACUGAAAAGUGUGUCUAGAAAUCUUUUAAAACACAGGUCACAGUGAAGUUCUUUUCUUCCUUGGUGUCCUGGAAAUGAAGGGGAAGGUGCCUGUGCAUGGGGAGAGUGAAAUCCCUUUGUGCUUUGCCCCUGGACUGUUCCUCUGCUGCAGAGCUGUGAGCAGUGGCAGCACUACACCACAUUCUCCAGGAAAUUGAGAUAGAAUUACCUGUUCUAGGCCUGUGUCCUGUCCUGUGCUGAUCUGCCUCUGGCCAGAGCUUUGGCUGUGUAGAUUUCUGCUUUGCAGAAUUGUUUGGCAGAGUAUUUACAGCAAGCACGGAUCUCUGCUGUUCAGCUACUGUGGUGUGACUGCUGUGCCUGGUGUGCACCAAUUCUGUCCAUUGCUGUGUUCUCUUCCUCUCCUGUAGCCUCCUCUAACCUGUAGCCAAGAGACUAAGCUGAGAUAACGAAGAAAAAAACCAACCCCCUCUUUUAACUAGUAAAGGAAUUAGUCUGUAUUGUUGCCAGAAUUAAUUUUUCUCCCAGCCUCAGGGAGGAAAUGCUGUAACUAAUGAAUUCCUGCUUUAAGUGCAACAUUAAACCAACUUUUCCCCCUAGAAUCACAAGUGCUACCUCCGCUCUCAGCACUCUGCUACUGCAGCUGUCUGUCCUGGCCAGCAGGAACCGUCUGUGGCUCAGCACAGGGGUGAUUAGAACAAAUUGUUAAUUGUAGCCCUCUGUAUGUGCAGAAGCAGGUCUGGGCCAGGUGUGAGCCGUCCCGGCUGUGCCCAGUCUGCAAUGCUGGCUCGCUGUGUGUGCUCUGUAUCUCCUGUUCCCUCCCUGGAGCCUCAGGCUGGGCCUCCUGCAGAAUCCCUGUCCCUGUUCCCAGCCCCUGCUGCCCUCCCUGGAGCCGGAGCACACGGCCCGGGGAGAACUCGACUCGUGUGUCCCCAGGGACGGGACGGGAUCCCCGCGGUGCCUCCAGGGGUCAGUGUCCAAAAGAGGAACGGGCUGCUGGCUCCAGAGCGGUCUGGGCUUUUCCAGGAGCCUCUGAAGGCCAAGGCCUGCCUGCCGCUGCCCAGGGGAUGUGCUGCUGCCUCCCUGGGGUCAGAACUCCACCACGAUCCAACUCGGGAAGAGAGAAAGGUUUCAGCUGAACUGGCCAGGUGCAUACACAGCCCCCAGGAUGCUGGAUCUGGGAAACUUCUGGAUGCCCACGUUGGUAGCAAAGGCCCUGCCAGGUGCCCUGCAUCCCACAGUAACAGAUGAAGCAGGGAGCACUCCGAGCAAACCAAGACAAAGCCCUGGAAUGCAGCAAGCAGAUGGUGUCUGCAUCCCUUCCCCAUCACUGCCAGAACCUCGAAGGGAAAAACCUUCCCUGGGGGUGAUUCCACAAAUGCCCAAAUGCAGAACCACCAAGGAACCGACUGCAGGAAUGGAUACAGGACGGAGCUCCCAGAACUGCUGCUUGUAACCAGCUCCAGCCACAUUUUUCUGAGAACCUGGGCACAGCAGGAGUUCACCCUUCCCUCACUGCCAUGGUCCAGAGGGGCCUUUCAGCUUGAUGUCCCUUUAGACCUCUCCAAAGACUAAGAUUCCUCAAAAGGAACGAGAACCCGACCCUGUUCCAGGCUGAAAUGGAACGUUCCUCAUGGUUCCUCAUGGUCCUCCAGCAGCAGCACCAGCUCUGAGCUCCAGCAGCAGCAGUGCUGCAAUGGCUCGUUUGCCACUUCUGGAAAUCCUUGGUCACCACCACUUCAGGGUCUUUCAAAUCUGCCCUUUGCAAAGGGCCUUUAAUUCAACCCAUCCCUGAAUCCAGGCUCCCAGCUCACACCACAGCACCCUGAACUGCUGCCUCUCUGCAAAAGUCAGAACCCAGAGUCUGGUAAAACUCACCAGCGGCCUUCCCAAGGAUGGUUCAAUAAAUGGAGACAGGAAGCCGACAGCUCCUCUGCUGAGCCCAAACCCAGCCCCUCUUUCCUACAGAUAGACAUUCAGUACUGCUACAGCAACACAGAGUGAAUCCAAACCCAAUCCAUGCCUUCUCCUGGGUCAACACAAGCUAAUCCAACAAACACCCCAAUUUACAGCAAAUGUUUUGCCUUCUAUGUGGAUAGAAAGACAAGCUGCAGAAGCCACUGCUGCUGUGAUGGCAGUGCAAAAUCUGCAGUAAUAUUCCAGGAAUGGAAAUCCAUUCUCUGUCCCUAAAGUACUUGAAAAUAAGCACAAUUCAGCAGGCACACGUGCAUUAAUAGAGGACAUGCUCUACACCCCAUCUGUGACUUAGCCCUGUCCACAGCUGCUCUGGAUGGAAGGUUUGUAACUCUGCAGCAUUUAAGUGAGGUAAAUUUGGGAACUCCUUUUUUCUGGGAUAGUCAAGGGUGCUUGUGUCCAGCCAGCAGAGCAGCUCAGCUGCAGUGAAGGAGCCCUGGAACCCCUGCCCAAAAGAUUUGUAGGAGUCCCUUGGCUGUGGCUCUGCCUCCUGCCUCCAUGUCAGUGCCACUUCAGAUGCUGCAUCCCUGGAAGGACACAUCCUGCACUUUUCAGUGCACAUCCAGCUCACACCAAGGCUUUUUCCUUACGAGUAGUCAGAAAAGUGAGUAAAAUUCUGUUUCGCGUGAUAAAAAUGUCAUUGUCCUUAUUUGUUCUCUCGUCUGCUUUUGUCUAGCAAAAUGAUGCCCUGUGUUCUUACAAACCUCUUGCUUUUUACUGUUGUAUCACAAAUAUUUUCUCUCUGCAGUACUAAGAUGGGAGGUGUGGCUCAGUAUUACUGCUGGAAUGGUACUAGUUGGAUUUUUUUCUUUCUUUCUUCUAAAAUCUCAGUAGUACUUGCUGCAUCCCAGUUUUUGGCAGUGAACCCUGGGCACUGCUCCAGCUCCCCUCCUGCCUGUGAGGGGCAAGUGCUGCAGAACAGACAUGGACAGCAAAAAAGGGAUUCCAAAGCCUUCCUGCUCUCCUGAACCAAGGAUUUAAUGAAGCUGACUCAAAACACUCCAACAAGGUACUGGGCUUAGUUUCUAAACAAAAUAGUCCUGAAAGACCAACACUAAGUUCACUGAACUCUCACUGUAACAGUAUGGAUUUGGAGUCUCUAGAUCAGUAUCUUAGGUCUAUGCAAACAAAACUGAACCUCAGUGAUGAGCAUGAGCUACUGUGAGAAAAACAUAACCAGAGCUUCCCUGUGUGUGCUCAUCUUCUCGCUGUAUCACUGGGCGAGGGGUUAGAAACCGAGUAUUUAAUAAUAAUAAAGGUUCUCGUACUUUGUAAAA